Hemibagrus wyckioides is the source of this 2254-nucleotide messenger RNA. RefSeq names its product methionyl aminopeptidase 2b (gene metap2b). Bases 36 to 1451 code for a protein of 471 amino acids. NCBI's taxonomy places the organism in Eukaryota, Metazoa, Chordata, Actinopteri, Siluriformes, Bagridae. Gene Ontology annotation, molecular function: metalloaminopeptidase activity. The record is from RefSeq and is a predicted model, not a curated record. The transcript has 11 exons. Gene Ontology annotation, biological process: proteolysis.
CACGUGUCUGCGCUGUGGCUCUCCCCUGUGCAAACAUGGCGGACCAGGAGCUGACGGAGCAGGGAACUAAAGUGGAGAUCCUUCAAAACGGAGACGCACAUGAGCCCAAGGACAGAAUCGAUCACGCCGACGACGCGUCAAAGAAGAAAAAGAAGAAGAAGAAGAAGAGCAAAGCGGCGGUCGUAGGAAAUGCAAAUGGAGAAGGAGAUGCUGACAUCAAUAAAGUGAUAAAAUUGUUGGAUCAGCAGACCUUGGAUGAACAAGAGAAGGAAGAGGAUGGCGAGGAUGAUGGUGAUGAUAACGGAAAGAAGAAGAAAAAGAAGAAGAAGAAGAAGGGUGGCAAGGUUCAAACUGAUCCUCCAUCUAUUCCCAUCUGUGAACUUUAUCCAAGUGGCAUUUUCCCCAAGGGACAAGAAUGUGAAUACCCGCUUGUACAAGAUGGGCGUGAGGCUGCAUGGAGAAUGAACAGUGAAGAGAAGCGUGUGUUGAAUCAGGCCAGUGAGGAAAUAUGGAACGAUUUCAGACAGGCCGCAGAGGCACAUCGGCAAGUCAGGGGAUAUGUCAUGAGCUGGAUUAAACCGGGCAUGACCAUGAUUGACAUCUGUCAAAAGCUAGAGGACUGCUCGAGGAAGUUAAUAAAAGAGAAUGGGCUCAAUGCUGGCCUUGCUUUUCCUACCGGCUGCUCCCUCAACCACUGUGCCGCUCACUACACACCCAACGCUGGCGACCCCACAGUGCUCCAAUAUGAUGAUGUCUGCAAGAUUGACUUUGGCACGCACAUUAAUGGUAGAAUUAUUGACUGUGCCUUUACCGUAACUUUCAACCCAAAGUAUGAUAAACUGCUGGAAGCUGUUAAAGAUGCCACAAAUACUGGAAUUAAGUGUGCAGGAAUUGAUGUCCGUCUUUGCGACAUUGGAGAAGCCAUUCAGGAAGUCAUGGAGUCUUAUGAAGUGGAGUUAGAUGGGAAAACAUAUCAAGUAAAGCCAAUUAGAAAUCUCAACGGCCACUCGAUUGGACAGUACAGAAUACAUGCAGGAAAGACUGUGCCUAUUGUCAAGGGUGGAGAAGCGACCAAAAUGGAGGAAGGGGAGGUAUAUGCUAUCGAGACUUUUGGAAGCACAGGAAAAGGCAUGGUGCAUGAUGACAUGGAGUGUUCACAUUACAUGAAAAACUUUGAAGUCGGACAUGUGCCAAUCAGGCUUCCAAGGGCCAAGCAUUUGCUGAAUGUUAUCAAUGAGAACUUUGGCACAUUGGCAUUCUGUCGUCGCUGGCUUGACCGUCUUGGCGAAACGAAAUACCUGAUGGCACUGAAGAACCUGUGUGAUCUUGGCAUCAUUGACCCAUACCCACCUCUGUGCGACACUAAAGGUUGUUAUACGGCUCAGUUUGAACACACCAUCUUGCUGAAGCCAACCUGCAAGGAGGUGGUCAGCAGAGGCGAUGAUUACUAAAGCUAGUACUCACCAAUUUCUCAAAAUUUCACUGGCGCCCAUGAUCAUGUGGUGCCAGAGGUUACAUCUUUAAACAAUGUAUGGAAAUUGUGCUCUUUGGUGCUGGGAUUAUGAAGGCCAUUUGUGUUUACCACGCAAACUGUGCAAAGCUCUCGUUCCACACACACUGAGCAGCCUCAAGAUUAGGAAGUGUCAAAUUUUGAAAAAUUGGUGGACUUCUCUUAAUAUAUAACACGCGUAUGUUAGCCCAGGGAAAACUAAGGUUGACUCUAUUAUUAAACCAUAAUGCAAAAAAAAGUAUUUAGAAGGGAUGUGGAGAACAUGUUCACUGAUAUAUAUAUAUAUAUAUGUAUAAUGUUCCUUCAGCAGCUUUUAUUUGUAGCCAUAUUUGAUUUCGUUCUUUAUCCGAACCACGCACAAACUAAUAAGACCCUGUAGAAAUUGGAUUGCUGAAGUUGUUUUAUCAUAAAAAAAACAAUGAACAUACAGCUUAUACAUGCAUUAUACAUGCUUUUUGCAUUUAGAAAAACAAAUAAUACUCCUUGCUUCACUUGGACUAGAACAAAAGAUGAUGGGUGUGUAUAAUAGCCUUGAAUGUUUUGGCUAAGUUUUUUCCAGACUGAAAACAGUCACAUUUCUCUGGGUAAAGCACAAUGCUGUGUUUUAUUUUGAAUUAUAAAUAAAAUUUGUAAGAAAUUACAGUCACUUUCUCAGCUUUUCUAAGCAAACUAAAAUUGAAAUGUUGAAAUAGUGAUUUUUAACUCAAGCCAUGCAAUAUAAUAAAAGGAAUGUCAUCACAUGAA